AUGGAUAAAAUCAAUAUUAGAUACUACAUUUUAACAAGAUUUAAACUUGGCUGUACAGCAAAGCAAAUUCACGUGGAGUUGUGUGAUGCGUGGGGUGAAGAUGAUCCAAGAGUUGGUCGACCCGUAACUGGGGUUACUGAUGAAAAUAUUGAGACUGUUCGUAUGUUAAUUGAAGAAAAUCCGCAUAUUAGUAUUCGUUAUCUUGCAUUUGAAACUGGUGUGCCAUAUGGAACAAUUAAUAGUAUUACUCAUGAUGAGCUUAAAUUGAAAACGUUAUGUGCAUGA
Rotaria socialis is the source of this 285-nucleotide messenger RNA. The record is from the annotation of a GenBank genome assembly. NCBI's taxonomy places the organism in Eukaryota, Metazoa, Rotifera, Eurotatoria, Philodinida, Philodinidae.